UACAGCCAGCCUUAGUAUAAGAAAUAGGGAAACCAAAGGUGUUCGUACUAAAAAAAUUUGACCUUGAUCAGCUUCAGCUGUCCACUUCCCUGCAUCGAUUACCCUAGGCCACACCCGGAAAAUCAAGAAAUGCCAAGAAACGGGGAAGCAGAGGAAGCAAUUAUAGCUCCCCUUUUGGAAGUCACAGCUUCAACUGUCAGAGACCACUAUCAUGAACGUCAACACCAAGUUCUUGCACAUAAGGUGUGGAUAGAAUCAAAGAAGCUCUGGCACAUAGUUGGUCCUGCAAUAUUUAGCCGUAUUUGCUCUUUCUCAAUGUUUGCAAUCACCCAAGCCUUUGCUGGCCACCUUGGUGACCUUGAGCUGGCCGCUAUCUCUAUUUCUACCACUGUCGUUGUUGGCUUCAACUAUGGUCUCUUGCUGGGGAUGGCAAGCGCUUUGGAAACGCUGUGUGGGCAAGCUUUUGGUGCCAAGAAGUACUACAUGUUAGGUGUAUACAUGCAGCGUUCAUGGAUUGUUCUGUUUAUUUGCUGUGCUCUGCUUUUACCUUUGUAUUUCUCUGCCUCUCCAAUUCUAAAGCUUAUAGGACAGCCCUCAGAUGUGGCAGAGCUAUCAGGGGUAGUUUCCAUGUGUAUGAUACCGAUUCACUUCUGCUUUGCAUUGCAAUUUCCAAUGCAGAGAUUCUUGCAGAGCCAGCUUAAGACUGGUGUGAUUGCUUGGGUAUCUCUUGGAGCCCUGGUGAUCCAUGUGUUGUUGAAUUGGUUGUUUGUAUAUAGGCUUCAGGUUGGACUUUUAGGUACCGCAAUUAUUUUAAACAUCUCUUGGUGGGUAUCGGCGAUUGGGCAUCUGGGUUACGUAGUGUUUGGUGGAUGUCCCUUGACUUGGUCUGGUUUCUCCAUUGAAGCAUUUUCAGGUCUCUGGGAGUUUCUCAAACUCUCUGCUGCCUCUGGUGUCAUGCUCUGCUUGGAAAAUUGGUACUAUAGAAUACUGGUAGUGAUGACUGGAAAUCUAAGCUAUGCUGAGAUAGCCCUGGAUGCUUUGGCUAUAUGCAUGACAAUAAAUGCGUGGCAAAUAAUGAUUCCUUUAGCAUUUUUUGCUGCAACCGGAGUGAGGGUAGCAAAUGAGCUUGGAGCUGGGAAUGGGAGACAAGCCAAGUUUGCCACAUUAGUAUCAGUGACCACAUCCAUUAUAAUUGGCCUCUUCUUUUGGCUUUUAGUUAUGGUUUUCAGCAAUCAGCUUGCACUGAUAUUUUCUUCAAGUGAACCUGUACUUCAACAAGUAGACAAACUCUCUCUCCUUUUGGCCUUCACAAUUCUGCUUAAUAGUAUUCAACCUAUUCUCUCUGGAGUGGCUGUUGGAUGUGGAUGGCAAUCCUAUGUUGCAUACAUAAAUUUGGGUUGCUAUUAUCUUAUCGGAGUGCCUCUUGGAUAUUUCAUGGGUUGGAUUUUCAACCUUGGAGUUAUGGGAAUUUGGGCUGGCAUGAUUGGUGGGUCAGCUAUUCAGACCUUGAUAUUGAUCAUCAUUACCAUGCGAUGUAAUUGGGAGAAAGAGGCCGAGAAAGCAAGUAUGCAAUUAUUGAAGUAGGGAGACGCAAAGCAACAACAAGUGGUGCUUUAUUGAAGCCGGUCUUCAGGCAGCACUUGGCUUUGGCAAGGGAAAUUAUUGGCAGUUGGAAAAGGCUCUUGAUUUUGCAGUGCUUUUGCUUUUACCUCUGUAUUUCUCUGCCUCUUGCUAUGCUCUGCUUUUAUCUCUGUAUUUCUCUGCCUCUCCAAUUCUAAAGCUUAUAUGACAGCCUUCAGAUGCGGCAGAGCUGUCAGGGCUAGUCUUCCUGACAAAAGGACCAAAAAAUUGUUAUUACUAUUGGAACAAAACAGUGCGGCCAUGAUUGGAUUCUUUCGGCUUUUUGGGCCUUAGCAUCAAUUUCUCGCUGGCAUCUUCAUUUAUCUCAUUGACCGAUGCCAGAAUAGAUAUGUUGACGUGGAUCUUUUAUUUUAGCUUAUUUAGCUCUUUUUAUUUGUUUAGUGUUCCUUA
Molecule: messenger RNA, 2031 nt
Organism: Ziziphus jujuba (common jujube)
Lineage: Eukaryota; Viridiplantae; Streptophyta; Magnoliopsida; Rosales; Rhamnaceae
Product: protein DETOXIFICATION 27-like
Exons: 9
Coding region: 130-1584 (484 amino acids)
Biological process (GO): xenobiotic detoxification by transmembrane export across the plasma membrane
Cellular component (GO): membrane
Molecular function (GO): xenobiotic transmembrane transporter activity; antiporter activity
Source: RefSeq, a predicted model, not a curated record